Zingiber officinale is the source of this 851-nucleotide messenger RNA. RefSeq lists its product as uncharacterized. The transcript has 2 exons. Lineage: Eukaryota; Viridiplantae; Streptophyta; Magnoliopsida; Zingiberales; Zingiberaceae. The coding region runs from base 183 to 614 and encodes 143 amino acids. The record is from RefSeq and is a predicted model, not a curated record.
CCAAUGAAGAGAAGCUCGAAUCGUAUUCCGUUUAUCCCUUUUCUUUCCCACCCUCUCUCUCUCCCCUCUCGCCUCUUUUUAUUGACUUGUAACCUCUUUCAUCGCUCCUUGGCAUUCCAUUCCGGUCCUCCUCCUCUUUCUUCGUCUAGGGUUAGGGUUCCUGGUGAUUAGAUCGUGCCUUGAUGGAGCCGCAGCAAGGGCAGGGAGCAAAGACGGCAAAGCGCAAGCCCGUCUUCAUCAAGGUGGACCAGCUGAAGCCCGGCACCAGCGGCCACACCCUCAUCGUCAAGGUCGUCAGCUCCAACAUCGUUCGCCAGAAAGACCGCCCCGCCGCCGCCGGCCAGCUCCGCCCCGCCCGGAUCUCCGAAUGCUUAAUCGGAGACGAGACCGCCUCCAUCGUCUUCACCGCCCGCAACGAACAAGUUGACUUGUUCAAGCCUGGUGCUACUGUCAUCUUGCGCAAUGCCAAGAUCGAUAUGUUCAAGGGCUGCAUGCGGCUUGCUGUGGAUAAGUGGGGGCGAACUGAGGUUACUAAACCUGCUGGAUUUGAGGUAAACAAGGACAACAACUUAUCUUUGGUCGAGUAUGAGCUGGUGAACGUCGAUGGAGAAUGAUCGAAGAAGAGAGAAUGCUUGCAAACUACUAUCAUGGGACGUAGUUUGAUGAACAUGCUUUUUCUGACUUUUACGUUUGGUAGUCAUAAACUUAUAUGAUCCAUUAGAGCAAUAGUCUAAGCUAUACAAAGCUCACCAGUCCUUGUGGUGCCUGUGUUUCUUCAUGUUCAUGUCUGGUACUAAAUCCUAACUAUUAUGAAUGGAAUCAAAGUUAUAUAUAAUGGUUUGAGUUGUUCA